UUUGACAUUUGUUUGACAUUUACAAGAAAGGCACUUUCUUUCGUGUUCACGUUGUUUUUAUUUACUAAUUAUCGAUUAAAAUGGAAUUAAUUGAUAAUGAAAUCCGGCCGUGGAGUAUCGAGGAGAUCAAGGAACAAUUCGGGGACAACCUAACAUUGUUGCCUUCCAACGACAACAUAAAAGAACUGCAAACUAUCCUUCGAGACAAAAAUACAUCAAGGAGUGACUUCAAGUUCUAUGCAGACCGUCUGAUCCGCCUCGUCAUUGAGGAGAGUCUGAACAAGCUUCCAUUCACCGACUGUGAGGUGGUGACACCUACUGGAGCCCUAUAUAAGGGCCUGAAGUAUGGAGCUGGGAAUUGUGGUGUAUCUAUUGUCAGAUCUGGUGAAGCUAUGGAGCAGGGUCUCCGGGACUGCUGCCGGUCCAUCCGCAUCGGCAAGAUCCUGGUGGAGAGUGACACGGACACACACGAAGCUCACGUGGUGUACGCUAAGUUCCCCGAAGAUAUUGCUCGCAGGCAGGUCCUGCUCAUGUACCCUAUCAUGUCCACUGGAAACACUGUUAAACAGGCAGUAAACGUCCUAACACAACACGGUGUGAAAGAGGAACGCAUUAUCCUGUCCAACCUGUUCUGCACCCCAGCAGCGGUUCAAGCCGUGGUUGACUACGUGCCUAAGAUGAAGAUAUUGACCUCAGAGUUGCACCCGGUGGCUCCCAACCACUUUGGAAUGAAGUACUUUGGGACUGACUGAUAUGACGAUGAGGAGUAGGGUGAUGUACUUGUGUAAGUGACGUCUGGGUUUUGUGAAAGUGCGAGAUGUAGUUUUUUGUAAUAGCGUUGUGUUGUAAACGGUGUAGCAUAAUAUGCACCUUACUUUACUUGCCCAAGUAAAUAAGAGGUCAGGUAGGCUCUGCACAGCAGCCGUACCGCGCGCGGCUUGAUAUAUAACGAAGGUUUCAACCAAUUGACGCAGCGAAUUUUAUCUACGUGGAUAGAGGGCUGCUCUUGCUCCUAUUAUAUCCUAGGAUUCGACCAAUAGCCAUACAACGUUUAUCUUCUUCUAUCGUGUGGGUCGUUAGGUGGAUUGCUACAACCGCCAAAGGCCCCUGACAUGGCUCAUGUAACGACUACUAACUUGCAUCAGUAUAUAGUAACCGGGACCAACGGCUUAACCUGCCUUCCGAAGCACGGAUCACCUUUCGGACAAUCAGAUGAUCAGACUGUAAUGUCCUAACCAAACUAGCGAUCACAGAGUGAUUUUCGUGAGAUGUCCCCAUCGGGAUUUGAAGCCGGGAUCUCCGGAUCGUGAGCCCAACGCUCAACCACUGGACCACGGAGGCCGUUAAUCUACGUGGAUAGCAUUUGCUGCCGGUUGCCGCGCAGAGCUUUUGAUUCGAUAUCAUCAUCUUCAUAGCGUUUCCCGUUUUCACAGGGUCCGCUUACCUCACCUGAAGAUUUGACAGGUCCGGUUUUUGCGACUGUUGCGAUAAUUUUGAUUCAAUGUGAAAUUGAAUGAGUUAAUGUCUGGGUCUUUCGUAUUAUCCGAUGAAAUUCUGCAUUGAUUAGUAGCGUAUUUAUUGAAAUGAUAUCGAAUUUCAAUGAUGGACUUUCUAUGCCACAUUCCCAAAUAAAAAUAUAGAUGGCUUUGUUUAACCGUCUAAUUUCAUGGAUAACAGACAUAUGCAUCUUUUAUCUUUGUUUUUGGGUAUAAAUGAUGACCCUUUUUAUUUAUUACACCCAGCCACUACACAUCUUCCACACAUUAUUAGGUAACAACAUAACUUGAUACAUAGCUGAUCCAAAUACCAAGCAACAAUUAUUUUAUAUGACUAAUGGCAGGAAUUAUGUUGCUACCUAUAUUGUUUCUCUUUAUUUUGAUCAGAAUAAUAAUAAUAAUCAUUAUGUGAAGCAAGGCAGCAAGGUACAAUGUUCACUAAGGCACAGUCCCUGUCGUGACGUCAUAUGUAGUGCAAGCGCUACAGUCGGAAGCCG
Pectinophora gossypiella (pink bollworm) is the source of this 1993-nucleotide messenger RNA. It is a transcript of the gene kri, whose product is annotated as uracil phosphoribosyltransferase homolog. The transcript is spliced from 4 exons. The record is from RefSeq and is a predicted model, not a curated record. Bases 81 to 752 code for a protein of 223 amino acids. NCBI's taxonomy places the organism in Eukaryota, Metazoa, Arthropoda, Insecta, Lepidoptera, Gelechiidae.